Molecule: messenger RNA, 1770 nt
Organism: Beta vulgaris subsp. vulgaris (sugar beet)
Lineage: Eukaryota; Viridiplantae; Streptophyta; Magnoliopsida; Caryophyllales; Amaranthaceae
Product: protein TRIGALACTOSYLDIACYLGLYCEROL 4, chloroplastic
Exons: 5
Coding region: 188-1606 (472 amino acids)
Biological process (GO): ER to chloroplast lipid transport; acylglycerol transport
Cellular component (GO): chloroplast envelope
Molecular function (GO): phosphatidic acid binding
Source: RefSeq, a predicted model, not a curated record
ACCCCUCCCUCAGAAGUUUGAGUCAUUUCAAACAAUGAGAGCACACACACACACUCUGCAACACCACCAAACCAAAACAGACAAGUUUCACAGAUAAGGAGGGAAACUAAGCAGUAACACACACAAACACAUACAUAACAUAAACAUAAUACAUUUGAGGAGAGAGAAAAGGCCACAAUAUACAAAAAUGGCGAAUUUGAGGACAGCAAUGGAUGCAAUGUUCUAUGACUUAGACAUAGGUAGCACCCAUAACCUAGAUGGGUGUGCUAAAUCAAUACCGGGUGACCCGUUUCCUCUUGACGGGUCUAGAGCUGGUAAAGCUAUUCGUGUGCAGCAGCUCUCUUUUAUUGGCAAUGGUUUCCCACUUGGAAUCAUACCUUCUAUCUCUCCUUCUCCUUCCAACAAACAGCUUGGUUCUUUCUCUCUCCAAUCACUCCUUCUUCGCCCUACUUUUGGAGACUGGUGGCUUGGUUUAGCUGGACAGUUCCGUCCAAAGAAGUUGAUAUCGAACCUUAAAGAGGAGGUGUCCAGUGUGUUCUCUGGUGAUGGUUCGGAACUUCCAUCCUUUAAGGAUUUAUCAAAACAUGUCAUGGAUAAGUCUCUCUAUGCGCUGGCUUUAUGUGCCCAGAUCCCCAUCUCUUCCUCUUCUUCUUUAUUCUUGAGCUCAGAAGCCCAUGGUGAGAGGAAAGGAAGGCGCAAUAAAGUCCUGCUAUAUCACAAGCUUCCCUAUCAUGACAUUACAUUAAACGCGGCAUGGCCUGAGCUUUUUAUCGACAGUAAAGGAAGGUAUUGGAAUGUUCCUGAGUCUAUGUCUCUGGAUUGUUCGUCUCUAAUAUCUGAAUCAGGACUACGAUACCGGUUUGGGGUACACAAGAGUAGUGGCCAACCUCAAGCAGUUGUUAACUCAAUAGAAAGUGAUCCACCUCUUGCUUUGCUGCCUGGGUUAUGUGCUAAAGCUGCUAUGUCGUACGAGAAGAGCAAGGAUUUGUGGAGGCAAGAGGAGACGGAAGAGGAUCUUAUUAUAAGAACCACGAAGGGAAAGUAUUGCAGGCCUGCAUAUGACGUGCGCCUUAAAGAACCUCAUGCAUCUAUUUCAGCCAUUAUGGGUGGCACCUUUGGUGCCUGGAUAUAUGGUGAAGACAAGCCAUUGAAGGUUACAUCAGGAGGAGAUGGUGAGGACUUGUCUUCAAGUUCCAGGAAAAGAAGUCCUCUCUUUGCUGAUUUAUUCGGAUCAUUGUGCUAUACUUACCAACAUGGGAAGUUCAGAAAGCCUUUUGGGGAUCUAACUAGCGUAGAUGCUCGUUUAGAUAUCCGUUCAGCUUCUGGUUUUGCUCAAAGCUUAUUCAGGCAUAGCUCUCACCAGGAUAACUCAGCAUCUCUUCCUAGGCUCAGUCUCAUCUUCCAGCAGCAGGUCGCAGGUCCAAUUGUGUUUCGCAUUGAUACAAAGUGUUCAGUCGGUGCACCAUGGAAUAAAGGGUUACAAAUUGAGGAUUUCAUGUACACCUUGAGCUAUUCAUUACGACUAUUGGAAUCAGGUAAAGUCGCAGCAUGGUACUCCCCAAAAAGGAAAGAGGGAAUGAUCGAAUUAAAAGUGUUCGAAUUUUGAUUCCAAGUUCAAGAAUUUUGUAUUCUCUUCAAUUAUCUUGAAGGACAAAAGUUUGGAGUUUUGUGUAAAAGCAUUUGAUGCUAGUAGGUUAGUCAUGUACAAAACUUUUGGAUCUUAAUAUCUUGUUUAGCUUAUGGCAUCAAUGCCAGAGUGCUGCUCCAAAA